UUGCUGUUUUGGUUGUUCUUUUGAAAGCAAGUUCACAUCUUCAUCAGGCUGUUGUGGAAAUUAGCAUGUGAAAUCAUAUUAAAUUUCUUCCGGAAAAAUCAACAAUCGCAUUACAGAAAUGAGUGAUAAGGACGAGAAAAAGUCUCUCAAUUUCCAUCAAAUGGAGUUGGAUGACAGAAUAUUGAAGGGUAUCGCCAAGCUAGGCUGGCUUUGUCCGACUUUGAUCCAGGAGAAAGCCAUUCCACUACUUUUGGAGGGAAAGGACGUGUUGGUUCGUGCUCGCACGGGAUCCGGCAAAACAGCAGCCUUUUCAAUUCCGGUUAUUCAGAAGAUUUUGAACUACAAACAGGAUGCGAAGGAACAGCAAACGACGGUGGUUAUUCUGGCGCCCAGUAAGGACCUGUGCCAUCAGAUCGCGAAGGUCAUUGAAGACCUUACGAUUAAGUGUGGUCGGCUGGUCCGCUGUGUGGAUUUGUCGACAAAGGUGGAUAAGGUGGCACUGAAACACAUCCUUGCGGAACGUCCGGAUAUCGUAGUGUCCACUCCAGCAAAACUGGUGGCCCAACUUCAGGAGGGAAACAUUUCCGUGAAAGACAGUCUCCAGACUCUGGUGGUGGACGAAGCGGACUUGAUGUUCACCUUCGGCUUCGAGAACGAUUUAAAAACGGUUUUGGAUUACUUCCCGAGCGUGCACCAGUCGAUUCUGGCAUCGGCUACGCUCGAAAAGGACGUGAUGGAACUGAAGAAGAUCAUCCUCCACAAUCCGGUCAUUUUGAAGCUGGAGGAACCGGAAAUGGCGCCGGCAUCGCAGCUGGCUCACUAUCACAUUCUGGCGGAGGAGAUCGAGAAGGCAGCCGUUUUGUACACUCUGUUCAAACUGCAGCUGGUCAAAGGGAAGAGCAUUAUAUUCGUCAACUCCAUUGACCGGUGUUACAGGCUAAAGCUGUUCCUUGAGCAAUUCAGCAUAAGAUCGUGCAUCUUAAAUUCAGAGCUUCCGGCUAAGAUUCGGUGUCACACCGUGAACCAAUUCAAUCAGGGCCUAUACGACAUAAUCAUUGCAUCGGAUGAACUGCACGUCCUGGAUCCGUCCGUCAACGAGAAGAAAGGCCAAAAGAAGAAAAUGAUCAAGCAGAUCGCCAAACAGGUGGAAUCGGAAGCGGGUGUUUCCCGUGGUAUCGAUUUCCAGUUCGUAUCGAACGUGAUCAACUUCGACUUCCCGAAGGACGUUAACGCGUACAUACACCGCGCGGGAAGGACCGCCCGGGGAAACAACACCGGAAGUGUCCUGUCGUUGGUUUCCAUCGAAGAAAAGGAAGCCAUGGAGGCGGUCGAGGAUCAUCUGAGGCCGGGCUACGAGGAGGGCGAUCAAGUUUUAAAGAGCUAUCACUUCAAAAUGGAGGAAGUCGAACCUUUCCGGUACAGAGCUCGAGAUGCUUGGCGAGCGGUGACAAAGUUUUCCAUUCGGGAAGCCAGGAUCAAGGAAAUCAAAACGGAAAUGUUCAAUUCGGAGAAAUUGAAGAGCUUUUUCGAGGAAAAUCCCCGUGAUCUACAAGCCCUUAGACAUGACCGCACUUUGCACACAGUUAAGGUCCAGGAACAUCUUGGUGACGUACCGGAGUACAUCGUUCCGGACUCGUUGAAGCACGUGACGGGAAUCGCCACCAGGCGGAAAAAGGCUUAUGUGCCGAAGAAGCGAAAAUCCGACCGCAAAGCGGACAAUCCACUCAUGGUGGAGGGAAUCGAUUACGGAAAGCAACGUCGUGUGUAAUAAACAAAAUAGGUUUUGAUGUUA
Molecule: messenger RNA, 1792 nt
Organism: Aedes albopictus (Asian tiger mosquito)
Lineage: Eukaryota; Metazoa; Arthropoda; Insecta; Diptera; Culicidae
Gene: Hlc
Product: probable ATP-dependent RNA helicase DDX56
Exons: 6
Coding region: 119-1768 (549 amino acids)
Molecular function (GO): ATP binding; RNA helicase activity; nucleic acid binding
Source: RefSeq, a predicted model, not a curated record